Molecule: messenger RNA, 2333 nt
Organism: Dicrocoelium dendriticum
Lineage: Eukaryota; Metazoa; Platyhelminthes; Trematoda; Plagiorchiida; Dicrocoeliidae
Source: the annotation of a GenBank genome assembly
GUGCAAAUGUAUUCACACACUGUCGUAUUAUUGUUGACUAUUUUUCUUUUUUUCGGUCCAUGCUUAAGGUAUCUUGUAGAUGCUGAAAUUUAUGGGUUAUCUCGGCCACUGUACCACAAAAUGAAGUUUUCAAUUUUCAUUGAUCGGCAGUAUGCAAUUAAUUUUAUUGGGUUGUUAACUCCCGGAUUUUGGGGGUUUCGGGGACGUUUUAUCAUGAUUUACUUCUACUAAUUCCACGUGCCUGCAUUUAGCCUAUCUACGUUCAGAGCAUUAGUCCAAGGUCGCGUUCGUUUCGCCCGGGUUACUAUUAUUUUCGCGAACUAUUGUCUUCGGUUGUGCACUGUGAUGUCCUCUGUUCAAACUGAAGACAUUAUUGGCCAGACAAAGUCUGUUAUGAUCGCACUUGAGUCUUUAAAGACUCAGCAAGAAAAAUUAAUUAAUGAUUAUGAGUUCCUUCUCACGGAAGGACGACAGGACGAUGAACAAUACCUCUACGCUAAAGAAGCAACCAGCCCGCUAGGUGUUAUCGUCCAACGCAUCCGCGGCGGAUUGAAUGACGCUGAUAUUCUUGUAAAAUUGUACGAAUACAUUCAAUUGGUGGAUGCCGAGAAGCAGAAGCUGCGGUACCAGGCUCGUAGGCUUUUUCAGGAAAACUCGUGGUUACGCGAAGAGCUGACGAGUACUCAGCUUUCACGUCGGGAAUGUGAACAGAAAGUUGUUGCUUUGGAAGAACUCGUGAAGCAGCUAGAAUUGUCAGCCGAAUUGCGCAAGUACGACCCCAAUGAGCCUGCCGAUUCCUCGGGGAUUGGAGAUGGAGAUGGCGCUAAUUCGAAGAUGCAGGUUGACUUGGGUUAUCCAGGUGAAGAUAAAGAUUACGGGGAUCAUGAUGGUAUGUCACAGAGUCAAACCGUUUCUAUGUCUCAAGCCGCAAGUACAUACGAAAUCCCAAAUCGUCUCCGAACCCUGCACAACCUUGUCAUUCAAUACGCCAACGAGGGGCGUUAUGAGGUCGCUGUCCCGUUGUGCAAGCAAGCACUCGAAGAUCUCGAGAAAACCAGUGGCCGAGAUCAUCCCGAUGUGGCCACUAUGUUAAAUAUCCUAGCCUUGGUCUAUCGAGAUCAACAGAAAUACCGUGAAGCAGCAAGCUUGCUAAACGAUGCGUUAACAAUACGAGAGCGAACAUUGGGACCGGAACAUCCAGCUGUUGCUGCGACACUUAACAAUCUGGCCGUGCUAUAUGGCAAACGCGGGAAAUACAAAGAAGCCGAGCCUUUGUGCAAACGCGCACUGUUAAUUCGGGAAUCGGUCCUCGGCCAAGACCAUCCGGAUGUCGCUAAACAGUUAAAUAAUCUGGCUUUACUUUGCCAGAAUCAGGGCAAGUACGAGGAGGUUGAAAUGUACUAUCAGCGUGCUUUGGAGAUCUAUCUUCACACCCUGGGUCCCGAUGACACAAACGUGGUGAAAACGAAGAACAAUUUGGCCUCUGCCUAUCUGAAACAAGGCAAGUACGCAGAAGCGGAGGAGCUGUACAAACAGGUACUCACACGUGCACACGAAAAAGAGUUUGGAGAGAUUUCCGCCUCCAAUAAGCCCAUCUGGAUGUUGGCAGAGGACCGUCAACUUGGCUUGGCGUACAACAAUGAUGCCGUACAGCCCCUCGCAUUACACUUACCCAGGCAAGAAAAUACCACUGUUGUUACAACACUUCGCAACUUGGCUGCCCUGUAUCGUCGGCAGGGGAAAUUCGACGCCGCGGACACGGUUGAGGAGUGUGUCGACCGGACAUCAAAAGCAUCCAAUUCGUUUCCUCGACAUCCUGACAAGGGUCAGUUCGAUGGGCCCCGGAAGUUCUGAGUCAUUUCGCUUUCUCGAGUCAUCUCGUGGAACUUUCUCAGUUGGUGCAACAGACCACCUUUGAACUACAAACCCAUAACUCUGUGGUGACAAAUGGCUGAGGAGAAGUUUCGAAAUGUUUUCUUGACAUCGCUCACUCUCAGCCUAGUUCCGGUGUAUUAUAAUUGGUUCAGAUAUCCUCUUCGUCCGCAUUCUGAUGUAUCUCAGAAUUCGUUUCUUUUUGGCACCGGUUUUUUUCGUUUCCCACCCCCAUUUGCUUGCAUAAAAUGGAGUCUCCGAGAAUUGAGCAUCCACAUGUCAUCUUCAAUUAUCCCUUUUAUCAUGUAUUCAUUUGGCUGUGAUCUUAUUGUGCUGAACUGUCAAAUGCUGAUCGGGUUUUUCCGUUCCUAGUGACCAUUUUUCUGAAUUUGUUCGGGACACUAUUUUUCCUCAAGUGUCACACAUAUUCAGCCAUAAAAAUAUAUAAUCUGCCUUCUAUC